Messenger RNA from Solanum dulcamara, 1322 nucleotides. Its product is annotated as zinc-finger homeodomain protein 9-like. Gene Ontology annotation, molecular function: DNA-binding transcription factor activity; transcription cis-regulatory region binding. Gene Ontology annotation, cellular component: nucleus. The transcript has a single exon. The record is from RefSeq and is a predicted model, not a curated record. NCBI's taxonomy places the organism in Eukaryota, Viridiplantae, Streptophyta, Magnoliopsida, Solanales, Solanaceae. The coding region runs from base 275 to 1141 and encodes 288 amino acids. Gene Ontology annotation, biological process: regulation of developmental process; regulation of DNA-templated transcription.
AACAGCAUUAUGUACUUAGUUCAUUUUGCCAAAAAACUUUUGGUCUUAUAAUAUUCUUCAAUAUAUUCUUCAAUCACCAUUAUCAAUACGUAGAAGAGAAAAAAACUCAACCAACCAAAACAAAAUAACAAAACCCCAUUUUGCAUAAACCUUCAAGAUUUCUCAUUUAUAAUCACCAUAGCCAUUAAUUUUUUUAUUUAUUGUCAUUUUGUUUCAAGAAAUCAUCAACUUAGUGAGGAAAAAAAAAAACACAUCUUUAAUUAAACCUUAUAGAAUGGAGUUAAAUUGUAGUAGCAACCCCACCCCUACCUCCACCAAAACCCCAGAUUCAGAAAUUGAUACCCCACCAUUAAUUAAGCCUUUGUCUUUCAGCAACGGCGCAUUCAAGCAGCACCAUCAGUACCACCACCAACAACCGCCAUGUGCAGCGGUGAUUUACAAGGAGUGCUUGAAGAAUCAUGCAGCAAGUAUAGGCGGACACGCCGUAGACGGUUGUGGUGAGUUCAUAGCUUCACCGGAUUCCAACCCAUCAGAUCCCAUUUCACUAAAAUGCGCCGCUUGUGGUUGCCACCGGAACUUCCACCGCCGUGAACCGUCAGACGAUUCGUCGUCGCCGACCCAUUUCACCUCUUCCCAUUUCAUCGAUUUCCGCCACCAUAUUUUUCCCCCAAUUAAGCGAUUCUCUCCAUCUCCGUCUCCGUCUCCGUCACUAUCUCCGCCGCCGCUGCCGUCACUGUCGCAACCCCAACCUGUUACCCCUACAGCUUUAAUAACAGAGAACCCAAAUGGGAGAAAGCGAUUUAGGACCAAAUUUACUCAAGAACAGAAAGAGAAAAUGCAUUCGUUUUCUGAGAAAUUAGGUUGGAAAUUGCAGAAAUGUGAUGAAGCUGCUAUUGAUGAAUUUUGUCAUGAAAUUGGAGUUGGAAAAGGGGUUCUUAGAGUUUGGAUGCAUAACAACAAGAAUACUUUUGGGAAAAAAGAAUACCAAAUUUCCAAUAAUAAUCACAAUGAGUUCAAUAUCAAUGGCACAACAAGCAGCAAUGAAGCUAUUCAUCAUCACAACAACAAUGAUAAUAGUACUACUAGUAAUUGUGGGCUUCAUCUUCAUAUUUCCACUAAUGGGUCUUCUUCUUCAUCAUGAUUUAGUCAUUUUGUAAUUUGUUGUCACUAGCAACUGUUUAAUGUUCAUGGAAAUGCAAACCCAAGAACAAUGAAUAGCAACUAUCUAAGAUAUUAAAGAUAAAUGUAAGAUCUCUUUUCUAAAUUUUACUGUACUAGAUAUCUUAUUAUCAUUGAUUAUUAAGAUUGAGCGAUUUGUUUGA